Camelina sativa (false flax) is the source of this 893-nucleotide messenger RNA. Its product is annotated as embryo-specific protein ATS3. Gene Ontology annotation, molecular function: protein binding. Lineage: Eukaryota; Viridiplantae; Streptophyta; Magnoliopsida; Brassicales; Brassicaceae. The record is from RefSeq and is a predicted model, not a curated record.
UUAACUCUCACUCUCAAGAAGACAACAAUGAAGUUUUUCUCUCUCUCACCCAUCUUCCUUCUCCUUGUCCUCUGCUUCAAUACUUCCGUUCUCUCCCUAACUGAUGAUCAGCCAUUGAUCUCUCUUAAACUUCAUGAAGAAGAGAGCUGCCCUUACACUGUGAUUGUCACUACAAGCUGUUUAUCUCCUGAUUGGUCUAAGGAUCAGAUAACUAUCGCUUUAGGUGACGCCAACGGCAACCAGGUGGUCGCACCGAGGCUAAACGAACCGCUAAGUGGAGGACGAGGAGGUUUUGAGAAAUGCUCUUCGGACACAUUCGAAAUAAAAGGUGCAUGUCUCAACACUAUCUGCUCCGUCUACAUCUACCGUUCUGGUCCCGACGGCUGGAUCCCUGAAACCAUCGAGAUAUACAAGGAAGGUUCCAAGUCCGUGAAAUUCGAUUUCAAUAAAAACGUCCCUGAGAACAUUUGGUCCGGCAACAACAACUGCAACACCACCAGUUGGCCACCGUUUCCCCCCACCGUCCCACCGCCUUCUUUUCCUCCGGGACCACCUUCUAUCCCGCCACCGCCACCACGGCCAUCUGCUGCCUCUGGACGUAGAGGUGGUGAUUGUUUGGUUCUUGCGUUUGCUACGAUUGUGUUUGCCUUUGCGGCCGUGGCUGUGUGAGUUAUUUUAGUUAAGAGUUUGCUCAAUAACUAACGAGUGUGGUGCAAUACCUUUGUAGUUGGAUAUUGUGGACACAUUAUUAGUUAAAUGUAUGAGUUAGUCUCUUCAAAAAUAAUGUAUGAGUUAGUAGAGAGACUCUCUAACUUAGAAUUAUAUUUAAGUAUUCCAUAUGAACUCGCCAUCAUGUGUUUUAGUAUGUGAUAUAUUACGACUUUCUUGUUGAA